This is a messenger RNA of Notodromas monacha, 613 nucleotides long. NCBI's taxonomy places the organism in Eukaryota, Metazoa, Arthropoda, Ostracoda, Podocopida, Cyprididae. The record is from the annotation of a GenBank genome assembly.
UUUACGGACCUGGAGCGGGAUGGCUGUUCGCACAUGCCUCAGGAUAUUUUUAUUUUGUUUGAUGAUUUCGAAAGUGACCGGACUGCCGUUUCCUCAAAUAGCUUUGGAAGGGGGAAAACAUUUUGCUCGCAUCCAACGGGAGGCCCUCAUUCAGAAGCUGCUUACAGAGGACUUAUAUGGCAUAGCCAAAAAUGUCAUCGUCUUCAUUGUGGACGGGAUGGGAUUGCCACUUGUGGCAGCAUCUCGAAUUUACAAGGGACAAAUGAAGGGGAAUCCCGGAGAGGAGACCAUGCUGUCUUUUGAGAAGUUCCCCAAUAUCGGUUUGAUGAAGACUUACUGCGUGGACAGCCAAGUUGGAGAUUCCAGUUGCACAGCUACCGGUAUUAUGACAGGUGUUGGAGGUUUGUUCAAGACUGUUGGCAUUGAUGCACACGGAAAACAUGGGGAUUGCCAUGCUACCCUCAAAGUGAAGCGUCACUUCCCGACUUCCAUCAUGACACAUGCUCAAAAUGCCGGCAAGGGGACUGCCAUUGGCAUAGCAUUGGUGCACAACAUUGUAGCAAUGCCUGUUUGGCCACUGUCCAAUGUCUGGGAACCAGACAUUGCGUCAUAA